CGUAGGGGAAGCUUCUGGAGACAGCUUAGUAGGCGGACCCGGGCUCCGGCCGGUCCUUUGAGCAAGUGGUCGCAGCCAAAUCGCGCGUGGCAGUGGACAUGGCUCACGGGUCGGAAGGCCGUGUGUCGCGGGGCUGCAAGCUGCCUCUCCUGCUCCUUAAUGUGUCUCUGCCUCUACUUCUGUUCCUGUGGCAUUCGCCGCCCAGCGCAAGUUCCCUGCAUGUGAAGAUGUCAGGGACAACUCAGACUGUGCUCUUGAAUGACAAUGCCACUAUUUUCUGCCAAGUCUAUGGUGACCCCUCCCCAAACAUAACCAUUAUGGGUGUCACCUGGUUUUGGAAGAAUCCAGGGUCUGCAACAGAAGUUAAGCUAUUUGAGUUUUUUGGAGGCCAACAAAUGACAGGUCGACCUGGAGCCAUGGUGCCUCUUAAGAGUUUGGAGAGUGGGAAUGCCUCACUGCAGCUGCCAGGGAUCCAGCUGAGGGAAGCAGGAGAGUACCGAUGUGAGGUGGUGAUCACCCCUCACAAAGCAGUGGGACAAGUCAAGCUGGAGGUUGUGGCUUUCCCAGUCAGCAGCUUGUUUCCAGAGCAAGCCAUAGUGAAAGAAAAGCAAGAAACCCUUAUUUUGUGUAUGUCAAGUGGGUUCCACCUUGACAACAUUACUAUUACGUGGAAAAAAUUAUCCCAGAAGGAUCCUCAGGAGGUUUUUGAAGGCAUCAUCACUAAUCACACCAUCGAGAAUGGUAUGUUUAAUGUCACUAGCUUCUUGAUGCUGAAGCCCUCUCUGGAAGACAAUAUGACCAUCUACCAGUGUGUGAUAUAUCACAAAUCCUUGCCUACCCCUCAGAAGCUCAAUUUCACCUUGACUGUGAUAGAAUCUGAGAAUACAGCUUCGAGUUUGAACAGUUUUUUCUACAUUGCAGUCUUCUUGUCACUUGCAGUGAUUUUAUUAUUUAUCUUUUAAAAAAGGCACGACCCCAAACAUGUCCCUUAUCCUGUGUCUUGAAAGCUUCUUCUCAAAACACCCAAACCUAUACAGCAGAGACUGAGGAAUUAAAAUGAGGUGCUGUCAUUAUGA
Molecule: messenger RNA, 1076 nt
Organism: Leopardus geoffroyi (Geoffroy's cat)
Lineage: Eukaryota; Metazoa; Chordata; Mammalia; Carnivora; Felidae
Gene: NCR3LG1
Product: natural killer cell cytotoxicity receptor 3 ligand 1
Exons: 5
Coding region: 99-962 (287 amino acids)
Biological process (GO): homophilic cell-cell adhesion; heterophilic cell-cell adhesion
Cellular component (GO): adherens junction
Source: RefSeq, a predicted model, not a curated record